ACCCAGGAGGGAGGGACCCGCUGAGGGACACGAGGGGGGCAGGAGCCGCGCAUUAGAUACUGGGCUAGGGAACCUCAGAGAGCGAGGUGCAGCGGGAGGAGGAAGGUGUGGAGGCCCAGGCCAGACCCUGAGCUCCCAGAGGCGGAGACGGAGGAAGCCUGGCCAGGGAUCCCCCGGGAGACCCCCAGGAGGGACAGGGCAGAGAGGGGCCUCCAGGAGCAGAAACCCAGGGAGGCAAAUCCCCCGGGAGACACUUCCCCGCCCCAGACGAGAGUGCUGCCCAGAGUGGGACGAGGAUUCAAGGUCAGAGGACAACGCCUCCCCCCAGGUCGCCUGGGAGACCCCGAAGCGACCCCGGGGGUGGCACAGGUCGUAUGCAGGCCUGGGAGACCUCUCCUAGGUUGGGGGCGAUGGGGACAGGAGCCCCGCAGAGCCUCCUCCUUCUCCUCCUCCUUCUCCUCCCAAUGCUGUCGCCACGCGGGGCCUCCGCGGGGAGCCUGCAUAGCCCAGGCCUGUCCGAGUGCUUCCAGGUGAAUGGCGCCGACUACCGUGGCCGCCAGAACCGCACAGGCCCGCUCGGGACCGGCCGCCCGUGCCUCUUCUGGGACCAGACGCAGCAGCACAGCUACAGCAGCGCCAGAGACCCCCAGGGUCGCUGGGGGCUGGGAGCGCACAGCUUCUGCAGGAACCCAGAUGGCGACGUGCAGCCGUGGUGCUACGUGGCCGAGACCGAGGAGGGCAUCUACUGGCGCUACUGCGACAUCCCCACCUGUCACAUGCCCGGCUACCUGGGCUGCUUCGUGGACUCGGGAGCCCCCCCGGCCCUCAGCGGCCCCAGUGGCACCUCUACGAAGCUCACGGUCCAGGUGUGCCUCCGCUUCUGCCGCAUGAAGGGCUACCAGCUGGCGGGUGUGGAAGCUGGCUACGCCUGCUUCUGUGGCUCCGAGAGCGACUUGGCUCGGGGUCGCCCAGCGCCGGCCACCGACUGUGACCAGAUCUGCUUCGGCCACCCCGGCCAGCUGUGCGGCGGCGAUGGGCGUCUGGGCGUCUACGAAGGUGAGGACUGGGCGAAACGUGGGCACGCGCAGGGCUUCGCGCUCACCUACCGAGGCGUGCAGGAUGCUUCGGAGAAUCCGGUGCUCCCCAAGGGCUUGGCCCAGACCCCUACAGUGCUUCCUGACGGGACUAAUGUGAGCUGCAGCCCCCGGCUUGGGGCUCCGGAAGCCACAAUGGGGGCCCGGGUCUUCUCGACAGUGAUGGCCAUCUCAGUGUUGCUGCUGCUGCUGCUGCUGCUGUUGCUACUGCUGUCGCUGCUACGCCUGCUGCGCCGACGGAGCUGUCUACUGGUUCCAGGAAAAGGGCCCCCACCCUUGAGGCCUUCCCAGGGCUCUGGGAGAAGUUGGGCUGUGUGGUACCGCCGACCUGGAGGGGUGGCACUGCCCUGCCCCCCUGGGGACUCCCAGGCUGAGGGGCUAGCCUCGACUUACCGCCCCCUGAGCGCCUCCAGCCAGAGUUCCCUGCGUUCGCUCAUCUCUGCUCUCUGACUCAGGACCCCCAGGGUCCAUUGGAUCCUCCAACAGUGUGAUGGACACCAGAGACUCCAUGCCGCGCUCUGCCUUGGCCUUCCAGUUUAAGGGCAGCUCUGCCUCUGUUCAUCUCUCAGAGGCCAGUCGUCGGACAGGAAGCAUCUGGUACUAUUAUUGGGAACUUGGCCUAACUCUGAGUGUCCAGAUGGUCCAGGCCAAAUGGCAAGAGGAAUCGGCUCCCCUCCUCAUAGACCUUGAUAAGGAGCUCUCCGACUUCAGGGUCUUGGAGCCCCUCUGGGGGUAGUCCUGGACUGCUGCCCUACGUGAAAUGUGAGAAGUCAACAAAAGUGGUCAAAAGACCAGACACAGACUUUGAAUAAAGGACCUAUUUUGGUAUAGG
Messenger RNA from Myotis davidii, 1926 nucleotides. RefSeq names its product kringle containing transmembrane protein 2 (gene KREMEN2). Gene Ontology annotation, biological process: multicellular organism development. Gene Ontology annotation, cellular component: plasma membrane. The transcript has 9 exons. The coding region runs from base 375 to 1544 and encodes 389 amino acids. The record is from RefSeq and is a predicted model, not a curated record. NCBI's taxonomy places the organism in Eukaryota, Metazoa, Chordata, Mammalia, Chiroptera, Vespertilionidae.